Molecule: messenger RNA, 2481 nt
Organism: Ilyonectria robusta
Lineage: Eukaryota; Fungi; Ascomycota; Sordariomycetes; Hypocreales; Nectriaceae
Product: rab-GTPase-TBC domain-containing protein
Exons: 4
Coding region: 1-2481 (826 amino acids)
Biological process (GO): activation of GTPase activity
Molecular function (GO): GTPase activator activity
Source: RefSeq, a predicted model, not a curated record
AUGGCUUCGGACUCGGGCCCCAGCGAUGGUGCCCCGCCACCAGCACCCGCGCGAGCUGCCUCGCCCUCGACGAGCUUCUACGCCUUGAGCGAUGACGAGGAGGGCGAGUACAACACCAUCACCCACGCCGAGACGGGCCGCGGCGUCAAGUUGCUCUUCUCCAAGAGCAAGGUCUACGUCCACCCGACGCCCUCCGCAAAGGACAACAUCCCCGGCUACAUCGCCCUCCUCCAGCAACGAGGUCGCCGCAGCGAUCGCCCGACGUCUUCCGCUUCCAACGAAACGGACUCGAUUGCCUCCUCCGACCUGCUCCUCGCCUGGAUUCCCGAGACAUCCCUCGGCGACUCGGCGAGCAUCUACGUCAAGGUCGACCUCUGCGAUGGCGACUCUCCCCCGAAGCAGUCGUACCUCGUAGCUCCGCCCCCGACCGUUACGAGCCACGUCGGGUCCGUCGGUGGCUACUCCUUUGCCAUUCCCGUCAGCGCCGUCUACUCACUUCUCGUCCGCCCGCCAAGCCUUGGUUGGUGGUACGGCUCUGUCAUCAUCAAUUCCCGUGCCGGCGACAGCUUCCCUGCCUUGUUUUUCCACGACAAUGAGUGCCAGAGCACCAUCCUCCAGAAGAAGAAGCUUGCCCGCGACAAUUUUGAUCCCUUUGGCGAAGGUGGCCAGAUGUUCUGGGGUGGCGAUGAAAUAGUACGCUGGCUGCGCCGAUAUGUCAAGGUCGAGAGGUCUGGUGCUGAGCCCAACAUCUACAUGAUCGAGCCCAGCAAGGAGGAUAUCGAGGCGUUUGGUCAUAAACUCACCUCGAGUCCCUCACAAAUUGGCCGCCAGGAUAGCUCUACGGGGGUGCGUGCAGGGCCAAGCCGGCCGGACGCUCAGAUGGACCCCUUUGUGAAGUUGAUCAAAGAGACGGGGUGGAACAUUAUGGAGAAGUUUAGCAAAGUCACCACCUUCACUCGCCGAGCCGCCCAGGACUUUGUCGAUAACCCCAAUAUUCCCCCGCAGAUGAAACGGCUACUCAAGAACCCCGAAGUCCAGACCCUUCAGGACGAGUUCGAUAGUGCCCGCAUCUACCUUGCCCGGUGGGCUAUGGGAAUUCAGGAGCAGAGUGAUCGGGAUAGACGACAGAAAAUAUGGUCCGCCAACGACGUCAUGGAGCUUGAGGACACGGAUGUCGGCGAGUUUGAGCUUCUCGAGGGCACUAGCAGCUUAUCGCUAGAGGAGCGCAGGAAGACGGUGACGAUGAAGGAGUGGGAAACCUUCUUUGACCCCCAGACGGGUCGCCUAUCGGUAACCGUUGACGAAGUCAAGGAGCGUAUCUUCCACGGUGGUUUGGAUCCUGAAGAUGGCGUCCGCAAGGAGGCUUGGUUGUACUUGCUUGGUAUUUAUGAGUGGUACAGCACGUUGGAUGAGAGAAAGGCCCAGAUCGCGUCUCUCAGAGACUCGUACUACAAGCUCAAGCUCUCAUGGUGGGAGAGACUGGAUGGAGAAGGAGGAGAAGGCGAGACGGGCGAGUGGUGGCGCGAGCAAAAGGGGCGCAUCGAAAAGGAUGUUCACCGGACGGAUCGCAACGUGCCGAUCUUUGAGGGCGAAGACAUCCCCCAUCCCGACCCCAAGUCGCCCUUUGCCGAGGUGGGCACCAACGUCCAUCUCGAGCAGAUGAAGGAAAUGCUGCUCACUUAUAACGAGUACAACAAGGAUCUCGGCUACGUCCAGGGCAUGUCUGACCUGCUCGCGCCCAUCUACGCCGUGAUCCAGGACGACGCUGUUGCAUUCUGGGGCUUCCAGAAGUUUAUGGAGCGCAUGGAGCGCAACUUCUUGCGCGACCAGUCAGGAAUGCGCAACCAGCUCCUGACUCUGGACCAACUCGUCCAGUUCAUGGACCCGACGCUGUGGAAUCACCUCCAGAGUGCCGACAGCACCAACUUCUUCUUCUUCUUCCGCAUGGUCCUCGUGUGGUACAAGCGUGAGUUUGAAUGGAUGGAUGUGCUGCGUCUGUGGGAGGGCCUGUGGACGGAUUGCCUGAGUGCCAACUUCCACUUGUUCAUCGCACUGGCCAUCCUGGAGAAGCAUCGAGAUAUCAUCAUGGAUCACCUCAAGCACUUUGACGAGGUGCUCAAGUAUAUCAACGAGCUCUCCAAUACCAUUGAUCUCGAGUCGACCCUCAUCCGCGCAGAGACUCUGUUCAAGCGAUUCCAGAGGCUUGUUGAGGCUGUCGACAAGAAGCAGAACUUCCCAGCUCCCCGAGUCCACGAGAAGAAGUCGUCCACGUCGUCGACCGUUGCAGGGCCCUCGGGACCAUCCACCGCAUCCCCGGCCAAGUCCCCAGCAAAGUCCCCGGCCAAGGGCAAAUCAAUUGUCCCACCGGAGCCAGCUCAGCCAAAGGUCAUUACUCCAGAGCUACGCAAGCUUCUCAGUCGAGAGGUGGAGGUGCUUCCACGCAAGACGGUGGCGCAAGGGGAUGGGAUGCCAACCAAGUGA